Messenger RNA from Oppia nitens, 630 nucleotides. RefSeq names its product small nuclear ribonucleoprotein Sm D1-like (gene SmD1). The coding region runs from base 165 to 554 and encodes 129 amino acids. The record is from RefSeq and is a predicted model, not a curated record. The transcript has 3 exons. Gene Ontology annotation, molecular function: RNA binding. Gene Ontology annotation, biological process: spliceosomal snRNP assembly; RNA processing. NCBI's taxonomy places the organism in Eukaryota, Metazoa, Arthropoda, Arachnida, Sarcoptiformes, Oppiidae. Gene Ontology annotation, cellular component: U12-type spliceosomal complex; U4 snRNP; precatalytic spliceosome.
UAUUAUUAGACACACCGGUUGUCUCGACAUUAAUAGCAAAACAAAACAAUUGAAUCGUUUUUUUUGUUAUUAAAUUUAAUACAUAUUUAAAUUGAUUUAAUUUUUUUUUAUUGAUAAACGCUAUACACGUGUCACACGUGCGACAACAACAACAACAAUACACAAUGAAAUUAGUGCGUUUUCUAAUGAAGUUAAGUCACGAAACAGUGACCGUUGAGCUCAAGAACGGAACAGUGGUCAGCGGUACGAUAGCUGGCGUAGACGUUGCGAUGAAUACACAUCUGAAAUCAGUUAAACUGUUGAACAAAUCGGGUUCAACUCAGGCGAUGGAUUCGCUGUCGAUUCGCGGAAAUAAUAUCCGAUAUUUUAUAUUACCGGAUGCUUUGCCGCUCGAGACCCUACUGGUCGACGAUACGCCCAAAGCUAAGGCCAAAAAACGCGACGCUCUGGCCUCCCGAUCGAAUGCCGCCCGAGGCAGAGGUCGGGGACGCGGAAGAGGAGCUCGAGGCGGUGGAGGAGGAGGCGUGAGAGGACCCGCCAAACGACGGAUAUAACGAUGUAUUUUAUAAUUUUUGUCACUAAAUCUAAUGUAACUUUUUUUGACUUUCAUUAACACAUUGAUAUAAAUUA